AUGGAUCCUGCCAACGAUUCGUUGUAUCAACCCACUCUUUACUUCCCACAGAGAAAUGGCACGCCCGUUUCGAGUACUCAGUCAGCAAUUCCAUCGACAAAUUCAUCGAUGAUCACCAACUCUGACAUGGCUUAUGGCCAAAUAAAUGGUUUCGGAGCGAUGAAUCCUAAUUUUUUUGGGUACUGGAAUCAAGAUUCAUACUGUAAGUAUAAUUUGAAACUCUGGAAAACCCUUUUGAAAGGCCAAGAAUGCGACUUUAAUAAUUUAUUCUUCAUUAUCCAUUCAUUUCAGAUAACAAUUUUGCUCAGACAAAUGUACAAAGGCCAUUCCCCCAGUCAUCGACUUCCCCAUACGCCACUUCAUCAAAUUAUACCUCCCCACCAGUCGCAACAGAAUCAAGAAGGAAAGCGAAGAAGGCCAGAGUCCUGUUUAAAACUCAUCAAGUCAAAGCGAUGGAAGAAGUUUUCAGGAUCAAUAAGAAUCCGAAUAGUGAAAUGAAGAAGAAAUUGGAAGCACAGACUGGACUGCAAGCUAAACAGGUAAGUCGGAACCCAAAAUCGACUAGAUUGUUGACCUCUAUUUGCCUUACAAUAUCAUUCCUUACCAAUUACAAUAUAAGAUCUCGUCAUUUCAGGUCAAAAUCUGGUUUCAAAACCGUCGAUACAAAGAGAAAUGCGCAGUCAAAGAAAGAGCGGCCAAGAAAUGUAAAUCAUCAUCCUCAUCUGAGAAAGAGGACGAUGAUGAUCUACCUGCUGUCUAUGAUCAAAGCCAAAGUUACAACCCAAUGUUGAUGAAUCAAACGACGAUUCCUUUAAAUAUGAUGAGCUCACCUCAACAAGAGAACUUUUGGGUAAGUUGAAGGAUAAACCCAUCCUUAUUAAACGAAAACAUUAUUUGUUUUAUAUUAACCAUGGUUAAGUCAUCUUCACCAAAUAAAAUUUGCACAUAUGUUUUCAGUGUCCUCCUCAAAUGGUUUCAAAUUGGCCCACUCAACCUCCCAUCUAUCCCCAAUCAUUUCCACCUCAAUUCAACAGCUUCAAUGGCUAUGAAACGCCUCUAAUGUUUCCCGCAUUCGAGCAUACGGUCCCUGAGGCCGCCGAAAUCAAAUCAGAAUUCUGA
Messenger RNA from Bursaphelenchus xylophilus (pine wood nematode), 1119 nucleotides. Lineage: Eukaryota; Metazoa; Nematoda; Chromadorea; Rhabditida; Aphelenchoididae. The record is from the annotation of a GenBank genome assembly.